UUGCUAGUUACUUAUUAUUACACAAUGUACCGGCACUACGAGCUCUAGAAAAUGCAUUCCGAGCUGUAUAAAACUGUGAAUAAAAAACUUUGAAAAGCCGAAAUAAUUCUAAAACACAUCUUACUAAAACCCUGGGAAAAGAUUUUAGAUCGCAGUCCGUCUCUUAUUUUCUUCCUCUUUUCUUGAUAAACAGACGGCUUUAAUCCAUUCAUUCAAACUGUUAGAUGAGGCCGAUUCUAUUGAAGGGGCACGAGAGGCCUCUGACGUUUCUCAAAUACAAUAGAGACGGGGACUUGUUGUUCUCCUGCGCGAAGGAUCAUACACCCACUGUGUGGUAUGCUCACAACGGCGAACGCCUUGGGACGUAUCAGGGCCACAACGGUGCUGUCUGGUGCUGCGAUGUCUCAAGGGAUUCCACACGUUUAAUAACUGGUAGUGCAGAUCAGACUGUCAAGUUAUGGAAAGUGGAGAAUGGAACACAGUUAUUUUCUUUCAAAUUUGAUUCUCCAGCUAGAUCUGUGGACUUCUCAGAAGGAGAUAAGCUUGCUUUAAUCACCACUGAUCCAUUCAUGGAGUUGAGAUCAGCCAUUCAUGUAAAGCGAAUCGAGAAGGAUCUGUCAAGGCAGGAUUCUGAGUCUGUACUCACGAUACCUGGGUCUAAAGGCAGGAUAAACAGAGCUGUUUGGGGUCCCCUAAACAGGACAAUAAUCAGUGCCGGAGAAGAUGCUGUUGUACGUCUUUGGGAUUCAGAGACAGGAAAGCUGCUCAAGGAAAGUGAUCCAGAAAAGGGCCAUCAAAAGGGUAUAACUUCUUUGGCUAAGUCUGCAGAUGGUACCUUCUUCCUCACAGGAGCUUCAGAUAAAUCAGCAAAGCUAUGGGACAUCAGGACCUUAACACUUAUAAAAACGUACGUGACUGAGCGCCCUGUAAAUGCAGUUGCCAUUUCUCCCAUUUUUGAUCAUGUUGUAAUUGGUGGAGGUCAAAGUGCAUCUGAUGUCACCACCACAGAUAGACGUGCAGGAAAAUUUGAAGCAAAAUUCUUUCAUAUGAUUCUUGAAGAAGAAAUUGGUGGUGUGAAGGGACACUUUGGACCUAUAAAUGCAUUGGCCUUCAAUCCCGAUGGAAGAAGUUUUGCGAGUGGUGGAGAGGAUGGUUAUGUAAGAUUGCAUCAUUUUGAUCCUGAUUACUUCCAUAUCAAGAUGUAAUUUGGUUUUAAAAGAAAGGUUUUUUUCAUAUUGAGAGCUAGCCAGAGUGCAAAGCUAAAAGGUCUUUUUCUUAUUAAGAGCUAAUCAGAGUGCAAGCUAAGCAAAUAUAAUUUGUAGCCCGGAGUUAGGUGUUGUACUAAAUCAGCUUUUUGAGUGAGGUUAGGUGUUCUACUAAAUCAGCUUUUGCAAUGAAAACAGUUAGGUUAUUCAAAGCACCAUUGUAUGUACACUUCAACUGUACCCGAGCCCUCUCCAAUAACAUCAAAAUGCAAUCUAGUGUGACAAGUCAGGCGAAAUUAUUCUUAUGCUAAAUGUUCCAGUUGAAGUGUUUUAUCUUUAUUUAUAAAGAAGGAUAAUUUAUUUUA
Messenger RNA from Cryptomeria japonica (Japanese cedar), 1570 nucleotides. RefSeq names its product eukaryotic translation initiation factor 3 subunit I. Gene Ontology annotation, biological process: cytoplasmic translational initiation. NCBI's taxonomy places the organism in Eukaryota, Viridiplantae, Streptophyta, Pinopsida, Cupressales, Cupressaceae. The transcript is spliced from 9 exons. The record is from RefSeq and is a predicted model, not a curated record. Gene Ontology annotation, molecular function: protein binding; translation initiation factor activity; RNA binding. The coding region runs from base 225 to 1205 and encodes 326 amino acids. Gene Ontology annotation, cellular component: cytoplasm; eukaryotic translation initiation factor 3 complex, eIF3m.